AUGCCCGCCCUAUCCCUCCACCUCCUCCGCCUCGACCCAUCCAUAACCGCGAGCACAUUCCUCUCGGAGCUCAAAAAAGCCGCCAGCACCAAAGUCAUCGUUGCCUCGCGCCCCCGCCGCACCAUAAUCUCCCCUACGAUCCUCGACAGAUCCCCUCUCCUUUCCGAAAAUUGGGACAUCCUCCUCCUCUUACAACCGCCAAGCCCACGCGAGCCCCUCUUCCCGCCAACCCUCGCAUCACACAUCAAGGCGGAAUAUAAGAUCCACGUGGGGAUUCCGAGCAGACUGCUGAAUACAUAUCCAGAGCGUGAUGCAGCGCUAAAGCGGGAGAAGAAUGCGCAGAAUGUGCCCUUGACGGGGAGUCUAGACGGGCUGAAGGAGAAACAAGCAAAGAAUGACGGGCAGAACCUCGAAGUCAGCCCGGAGCUGUUCGCGUUCAUGGAGGAGUUUACGAAGGUGCAUGAUAAGCCGGUGACUAUGCUGAACUUGCUGCAUUUCCAUUUUCCCGGUGGGAAGGAGGAGUAUUAUAGAUAUGGACAGGGCUUCAACCCCGUUGCUGCCAAACGCGGGGGAAGCGCCAAGCUCGUUGGCAAUGUUAUCAGGCCUGCAGCUGGGCGUUCGGCAGCUGCGAACUCGGACUCGGGGUUCUCGGAUUCGAGGGGACGUGUGGAUCGGCCGGAGGAGGACUGGUGGAAUGAGAUCUCCAUCGUGCAUUAUCCGUCGAUUCGGCAUUUCUGUGAUAUGCUUUCUGGUGAGGAUUAUCAGGAGGUUAAUCGGAAGUAUAGACUUGGGGCCUUGAAGGACACGUUCUUGCUGUGUACCACGGAGUUUGAUUUAGAGGGAGAAUCGGCUAAGCUGUGA
Messenger RNA from Aspergillus mulundensis, 861 nucleotides. RefSeq lists its product as uncharacterized. The record is from RefSeq and is a predicted model, not a curated record. Bases 1 to 861 code for a protein of 286 amino acids. The transcript is spliced from 3 exons. NCBI's taxonomy places the organism in Eukaryota, Fungi, Ascomycota, Eurotiomycetes, Eurotiales, Aspergillaceae.